AUGGACGGUUUACUGGUGUUCUUAAUUGCAGAAAUUGAUGAGAAAGUGGCGAAGAUUGUAAAUCUUAUAAAGAACAAGAACCAAGCAGCAGCAGCAGCAGCAGGAGGCAAAAAGGACUCGGAGGAAGUGGUUGAGCUCAUUGAGGAUCUCCACAAACAGUACCAAGCACUCCAUGCUCUUUAUGAUAAUCUCAGAGGAGAGAUAAGAGAAAAAGUCCAUGCAGAAGAACAAGAAGAAGCAAAAGCAGAAGAAGAGUCAUCUUCUUCUUCAAGCUCAGACUCACACUCGGACUCGGAAUCGUAUCAUUCUACGGGUGAAAUAAGUGCUACAGACAGUCCCAGAACUGCAGAUCUUCCUCAAACGCUGAUAGACGAUAUUAAGCUCAAACUUGAAGCUUCCGGUUCAGAAUUUAUUGAACACGGGAAUAACUUGGCCGGCAUGAGCAAAGAAAAUGAAACUUUAUAUUCAGAACAUAUGGCGGCAUCCCUAAGCAAGAUACAGGAGUUAGAAACACUUGUUGAGAAUUUAAGGAUUGAAACCGAGCAAACUGAGACCAGAAACCAGGAGCUCCUGAUUGAGUGUACCCAAUUAAGAGAGAAAUUUGUUGAAAGAGAGACCGCACCACACAAGACGUUUUCUUCCUCAAGUCAAGCAAAGAACCUUCUUGGAGAAGAAAACUUAGGACUUGAAGCCCACAUCAUAGAACUUGAGAGGGCGUUAAAGGAGAAAGAGGACGAACGGGAACAACAGUUAAUGUUGGAGAAUGAUGAAGCAGCUGUUCAUGCUAAGGGCGUUGUGGAUCAGCUCAACGUUUUGCGGCAUGAACUAGAGUCAUUAAGCAGUCAGAAAAAGGAUUCAUCAGAAGCGUCCUCUCUUGAGAAAGCCAUUCAAGAAAUAGCAAAUCUCAUCACUGAGAUGGAGAAUUUCAAAGACAAGUUAGAGGGUAAGAGAUUGGAUUUACCAAGUACCGUAGACGAAGAGAAGGAGGGUUUGGAGAGGCUGGUAAGUGAGCUGGAAGUAGAAAUGGGUUCGCUGCGCAGCCAGAAGAGUGAACUGGAAGAGCAGAUGAGAAGAAAAGACGAAGAGGCCAAUAGAUUGAGACUAGACAAAGAAGGGUUACAUGUUAGAAUCUCUGAGCUGGAGGAAUCGAAGAUGGAGAGAGUAGAUGAGCUCGAAAAUGGCUCCUCCUCCUCCUUCUUGGGAGCAGCAGAAGACGACGUAAAAAAUCUACAAAAGCAGCUACGCUCAUUGCAGUCUAAGAAAAGCCAGUUGGAGCUGCAGAUUGAGAGAGAGAAACGGGAGUCAUUGGAGAGCCUUAGUCGAGUGGAGAAACAGAACAUGGAGUUGAGGGGCAAGAUUGCACAACUGCAGAGGAGUGUAGAAGGGCAGGAGGAUGUUAUCAGCAAGUUAAGAGAGGAGCAUAAACAAGUAAGAGUUGCGUACAUGGAGUCCAAGUCGAACCUCCAGAAUGCAGAAAAGAAGAUUGAAGAAACUGCAGAAGAGUUCUGCAAGAAAUUAGAAGACAGCCUGCGAAUCUUGAGCCGGAGGAUCAAGGUGGCAGAACAACUACAUCUGGAGAACAAAGAUGUGUACAGAAAGACAAGGGAGAAAUACGAGCAAGAGCAAAAGGAGUUGAGGGAAAGAGCUGCAGCCACGGGCGUUGCAGCCAAGAGGAUGAAGGAGGCUUCACUAGCAGCGAAUGACAUCCUGACGGGCUUGGAUGCAGUGGCCCUGAAAUUCGAGGAGUGCAGUGGGAACUUCCUGAAUCGGAUUUCCAAGGCUUCGUGCGAGGUGCUGUUUGCGAAGGACUGGGUGAAAAGGAAAAACAACACCGUAAAGCACGUGCAGGAAGACAUGGAUUGUGUGCUGGGGCAGGUGGAUGGCAAGGAGGCAGAGAUACUGGGGCUCAGGGAGAUGGUGUGGAAAUCCAAGAAUCAAGUAAGAGAACUGGAGAAGAUGGUCAAAGAGAAGGAAGAGGGGAUCCUGGGGCUCGGGGAGGAGAAGAGGGAGGCCAUUCGCCAGCUAUGCGUGUGGAUUGAUUACCACCGUAGCCGCAGCGACUAUCUCAAGAAAAUGGUCUUAGAGAUGACUGCAACCCAGAGGAGGACUAUAGCUAAUUAA
Diospyros lotus (date-plum) is the source of this 2121-nucleotide messenger RNA. RefSeq names its product COP1-interactive protein 1-like. The record is from RefSeq and is a predicted model, not a curated record. Gene Ontology annotation, molecular function: actin binding. The transcript has a single exon. Bases 1 to 2121 code for a protein of 706 amino acids. NCBI's taxonomy places the organism in Eukaryota, Viridiplantae, Streptophyta, Magnoliopsida, Ericales, Ebenaceae.